CCGGCUCGGGUCUCGCCGGGGCUGCAAGCGGGGACAGAGGAGGCGGCGCUGGGCGAGCGCGAACGGCUUCCUUCGGACCCCGGGGCUCCACUUCUGCGCUAGGGGUGCGGGAAGAGGAGGGUGCCUCUGAGCUCCUGCAGAGCGCGUUUGCCUCUUCUCUGGGCGGCUGCCCUUCCCCUCGGCUGCCAGCCUGGGCUAUAUAAUCCCUCCCCCCCCUUUCAGGUCUGAGUGGAAAGCUCGUGUUUUAGCCACGGGCAACAGAUAGCUUAGGGAUUUCAUUUUUGUUCCCAGUUUUUUUUCUGGCGCCUUGUCUUGCCUCCAGACUGAAUUCGGCUUAAGACAGGUAUGAGCUGAUGUUGGAAACGGCUGUCAUCAUCUCCGAUAAUUAUGGCUGCAGUCGCCUGUGAGAAUUGUUCGUUUCUGAAUGUUCAAGAUGGCCAUAUUGCCCUGCCUUCUGAAGCUCAUGGAGCUCUGCUGCUUAUCAUGCUGGGGAAAGUAUUGCUCAGUGUGUUUCUCUUGCAAGUCAAAAAGCACAGUCACCAUGAAAGUUUUAUGAGCUACUUCUGCAUUUCACUAGCUAUCUUUGACGUGAUUCUUCUGGCGGUGAUGUCUUUCAUCUUCUGUUAUCAGAAUGUUAUGCUUUGGGAGAUUAGGCUUACUGAGUAUCACAUCUGUCUUUUGCCUCAGAUCACCGCCUUUCUCUAUGGUAUCUUACAUUACCCAAUUGCUUUUAUAGCUAGCUUGGAUUAUUUCCUUACAAUAACCCACACUUCCAAAUAUCGGAAUGUGUGUUGGAAAUCAGUGUACACAGUUGCUGUGUUACUUACAUGGAUUUCUGCUCUUGGUUAUGUUCUGACUCUUCCAGGCAGUUCUUUAUGGCUAAACGUAAACCAUGACAAUGAUGCAUAUCAAUGUCCUUUCUACAUCAGCAACCAAGCUUACUGGCUCUCACUUGGUAUGUUGUCCAUCGUAUGUCUGGUUCUUGUUUUCUGUUGGUCAGAAAUUGUGACUAUGGUGCAGUCUAUGCAGUUUAUUUUCUUUGAAAGGGAGAUUGUUCUGUUAUUUCCUUAUGAACUUGAAUGCAGCUCCAGAGAUGAUUCGAAACAUUUUUUGACAAGACUUCUGAUCAGCUUUAUGGGCACUUGGGCACCAUUUAUUAUGCUCCAAAUGAUCAUUGUGUUACUUAAUGCUGAGAUUCCUGCCUACAUCGAGAUGAAUGUCCCCUGGCUUUAUUUUGUCAACAGCUUUCUUAUUGGGAUUGCAUGUUGGCUGAGACGUCAACACAUUGAGUUCACUGAAGACUCUUGGGAUGUGGACCCAUUUGUCAGAUGGAAAUUCUGCUUUACUCCUUUCAACCUUCAAAAAACUGAUAAAGCUGUAAAGCUGGACACUGAAAUCAUAAUCUGUUAAUGAGCUAUUAUAGGAGAAGAACGUAGGCUGGAUUACAAUCAGUGGAGGAGGCUGCAAGUUAAGUUUGUGAACUACAGGAGAGAAAGAACACCAAAUGACAUAUUUGUUGGACAUUUUCUCAAGCUCCACUGUGUGUAUAGGAGCAUGGCACUACAAAUACUCUACUAUUUUCCACAUUGAAUUUCCAGUAUGGGUAGUUAUUUCAAAAUAAAGUAAAGAAGUCUUACUGUGUUGCUAUUGAUUGAUUGAUUAGGUAUUGGACUAGAACCACGGAGAUGUUUCUGGAUGGUUUGGGGCUAGUAAUACUUUCUCAAACCAGCCUACCUCACACGGUUGCUGUUGUACAGAUAAAAAUGGAGAUCCCUGUAUAAGCCUCCUUGAGAGAGUGGAAGGAAAGGGCGAA
Python bivittatus (Burmese python) is the source of this 1813-nucleotide messenger RNA. It is a transcript of the gene GPR160, whose product is annotated as G protein-coupled receptor 160. The record is from RefSeq and is a predicted model, not a curated record. Gene Ontology annotation, biological process: G protein-coupled receptor signaling pathway. Gene Ontology annotation, molecular function: G protein-coupled receptor activity. Lineage: Eukaryota; Metazoa; Chordata; Lepidosauria; Squamata; Pythonidae. Gene Ontology annotation, cellular component: plasma membrane; signaling receptor complex.